Molecule: messenger RNA, 483 nt
Organism: Homalodisca vitripennis (glassy-winged sharpshooter)
Lineage: Eukaryota; Metazoa; Arthropoda; Insecta; Hemiptera; Cicadellidae
Exons: 3
Coding region: 93-401 (102 amino acids)
Source: RefSeq, a predicted model, not a curated record
UAGAGCAUAAAUGAUGAUGAACAGCAGUAAAUGGGAUGUAGAUACUUAUAAACUACAAAAACACGUGCAAUCUGUGUAUAUAAAGCAUUUGAAUGCAAAACUUGUAUCACUCAACUACGUACAUCCUUUUCUUACGUGAAACCAUGAUGUGGUCUGUAGUGCUAGCCUUGAGUCUCAGUAUGUUAUUGAUGGAGGUUAUCCCCACAUCGCAACAACCUAUUAUAGUCGACGGUGAAUUAUCCGCUAAAAUGUUUCACGCUCUAGAAAAUUUUGUUCCAUCACGUCCGUUUGUGAAAAGAGAUGUGAGUGAUGAAAUUGAACGUGUCGCUGCCAUGAACAGUGAAGAAUCAAACUAUCGGCCAGAUACGAGUAAGUCGUGUAAACCUCCAAGAAUUUGCUAAUAUCCCAAAACUAUCCUCGAUGUGCCAGUUGCAUUAAUGAUUAUUGCAUUAAAUUUUUGAAUAAUAAUGUUUAUCUACUGUU